AGUCAGAUCCCUACACCACACGAAUACCCGUUUUCUAUUUCAUCAGUUUCCUUCAACCUCAAAUCCCUUUCUCUGAUUCUCAUUGUUUCAGCUUAAGUUUAGGCGAACGCUUCAAAUGGUAGUGAGUUUGAACCCCUGGCGUCUGAGUUUUUCUCAGCGACAUUUCAACAAACAGGUACCGGCCAGAAAUUUUCUAAGACAAAUUAAGAGACCUCAAAUACUUCCUUCGGCUUCUGGAGGUGCUUUUGGCUUAAGGGUGUUUGUAAUUUCCGACUUACACACUGACUACUCGGAGAACAUGAGAUGGGUCAAGAGUUUAUCUUCAACAAGACACAAGAAAGAUGUUCUUAUUGUUGCUGGUGACGUGGCUGAGACUUUCAACAACUUCAUUUUCACAAUGUCCCUCCUCAAGGAUCGAUUUCAACACGUGUUAUUUGUUCCUGGAAACCAUGAUCUUUGGUGUCGUUAUGAAGGGGUUGAUUAUCUUGAUUCUCUUGAAAAGCUGAAUAAAUUGCUUGAUGCAUGUAGAGGACUUGGAGUUGAGACCAAUCCGGUGGUAAUUGAUGGUGUGGGAAUCAUUCCUCUGUUUUCUUGGUACCAUGAGAGCUUUGAUAGAGAGAACGAUAUACCUGGCAUCCGUGUGAUGUCUUUGGAGAUGGCAUGUAAGGACUUUCAAGCCUGCAAAUGGCCUGAAGAUCUUUCAAACCGAGAUACCUCCCUUGCUUUGUACUUUGAUGCCAUGAAUGAAACAAAACUUGAUGUGAUCAAGGAGAUCCAGAGGACAUGUAGCCAAAUAAUCUCAUUUUCUCACUUUGUUCCAAGGCAAGAGCUAUGUCCAGAGAAGAGGAUGCUAUUCUAUCCAAACCUCCCCAAAAUUAUUGGCUCUGAUAGUCUUGAGGUUCGUAUAAGGUCAAUACAUGGGGUUGAAGGAGGGGUAUCUGCCUGCCAUGUCUUUGGUCACACCCACUUCUGUUGGGAUGCUGUGCUUGAUGGUAUCAGGUAUGUACAAGCACCGUUGGCUUACCCUAGAGAGAGGAAUAGAAGAAUGAAUGGAGGUGAGAAUUGGCUGCCAUUUCGUAUCUAUUCUGAUGGGAAGUAUGCUGAUAGACUCUCACCUUGUUACUGGUCUGAUUACUAUGCUUCUAACCCAAGAGCACCUCAUAACACUCAACUUGCUCCAUGGGUUGCCAAAUUUUAUAAACAAAUAUAGCUCACUAUACAACUACAAUUUAAGUAAAUUUGUAUAUGCCUUCUUUCUAUUUAUUUCUCUGUUGUAACAAUCUUGUCUACUCUCCAAACUCCCAGUUUGUUUUAUGGGAACUUUUGGAGAAACAAUGUCAUUCAUUCUUUGUAACUCUUUUUCA
Pistacia vera is the source of this 1364-nucleotide messenger RNA. RefSeq lists its product as uncharacterized. The record is from RefSeq and is a predicted model, not a curated record. Gene Ontology annotation, molecular function: hydrolase activity. Bases 116 to 1210 code for a protein of 364 amino acids. The transcript has 6 exons. NCBI's taxonomy places the organism in Eukaryota, Viridiplantae, Streptophyta, Magnoliopsida, Sapindales, Anacardiaceae.